Molecule: messenger RNA, 2630 nt
Organism: Pelmatolapia mariae (spotted tilapia)
Lineage: Eukaryota; Metazoa; Chordata; Actinopteri; Cichliformes; Cichlidae
Product: protein disulfide-isomerase tmx3a-like
Exons: 16
Coding region: 42-1316 (424 amino acids)
Biological process (GO): peptidyl-cysteine oxidation
Cellular component (GO): endoplasmic reticulum; cell surface
Molecular function (GO): protein disulfide isomerase activity
Source: RefSeq, a predicted model, not a curated record
UGUUAGCAGAUUAGCUCUGUGCUGUUAAUCCAGUUUCAGCCAUGAUGGCGGACAGGAGGACCACAGUCCUGCUCUCAGUGCUGCUGUUUGCGUCUGCGGCGGCGUUCGUGGAGGAGCUCGAUGAUUCCUUCAUGGAGACAAAAGGAGACGAUGAAAUCUGGCUCAUCAAGUUUUACGCCCCCUGGUGUACGUUCUGUAAACAACUGGAUCCGGUUUGGCAUCAGAUUGGAUCAGAACUUAGGAGUCUCGGCUCUCCGGUCCACAUCGGCAAAUCUGAUGCAACGGCCAACACCGGUCUGGCCAAAGAGUUUCGCGUCAGAACGUAUCCAGCCAUCCUUAUGUUAAAGAAGAAUAUAAAAUAUAAUUAUUCAGGCGCGAGAACCAAAGAGGGAAUAAUGGACUUUGCUAAUCGGAUUGCUGGGCCGCUGGUUCGAUCACUUAGUAGUGUGCAGCUCUUCCAUCACGCCAUGAGCCGCCAUGAUGUCAUGUUUGUUUAUGUAGGAGCCACGUCACCGCUAAAGGGAAACUACACAUCAGUCGCUGAGCAGCUGAUUGUCCACACUUACUUCUUCUCAGCCAGCAGAGACGUCCUACCGAAGGCGGUGUCUCUGUCCACUCUGCCUGCUGUGGUGGUUUUUAAAGAUGGGACUUACUUCACCUACAGCGAGGAACGUGACGGGGACCUGAAGUUGUGGAUCAACAGAGAACGAUUCCCAAACUUCUCCCAGAUCGACAGCUACACUCUGUAUGCCAUGGGAGAGACAGGUAAGCUGGUGCUGUUGGCGUUGGUGGAGGAGAAGCACCUGUGUGAAGAAAGUCUCAGGUAUAAGAGUCUGUUGGAAAAUGUGGCUGCAGAGCACAGAGAGAGCUACAGCAGGGACAUGUACUUUGGCUUCAUGGCCGGCUCUGAUUACAUCAGCGGCCUGGUGAUGGGUGAGAUCAUUGUGCCCACAUUCAUCGUGGUGAAUCUGUCCAAUGAUGGCUACUUCCUGCCCCCUGGCACUGUGCAAACGGAGCACAACCUGCUGGACUUCCUGGACGGCGUGCUGAACGGCAGCGUGCAGGGUCAUGGAGGAAACGGCGCCCUUCAACGAGUCAGACGCCUCGUUUAUGAUACCAGAGUCACGCUGGCACCCGUCUUCAGCCAGGCGCCGCUGCUUGGCUGCUUUCUGGUCGCCUUUCCACUUACCAUCGGCGCCUGCUUCUGCUACCUGUGCUUUAAGGCCCGCCCCACUGUGGUCGAUGAAGAUGGCACGCCACUGUUAGCGCCUCCGCUGGGAGGCCACAAAAAAACGAGCAAGAAGAAGUCAGACUGAUGGCAAGGACUACCGAGAGGACCUGAGACCUUCCAGAAUCACGGCUGACCGAGCAGAAGCCUAGCCGAGGAUGUUUUCCUCUGAUCUGUGACAACUCGGCCUGAAUCCCACAGUAAUCGAUGAAAAAGGUUCUAUUGAAACAGCUGCGAUCAAUAAAACAAAAAGCAAAGAAAAUGUGUUCUAUGAAAGUUUGUUUCCUUCAGAGUGCAAACACAAACCAGCCUGUGUCCCGCCACAACACAGGUACACACAGGAAGUACUCGGUGCUACAGUUACAGGUUGGCGGUAAGAUGGUGGAGUGGACAUGUGUGUGUUUGUCGCCUCACCUUUACCCACCCCGAAUGUUGUUUUCCUUUGUUGAACACAUCCCCAGAACCAGAAGUCCGACAUGCCGACCGAGAAAAGAUAAACCUGGUGUGGCCUCUUCCACAUGUGAGCACGACUACACGGAGGCUGCAGGCAGCAACAGCAUGAAAGAAGGAAUCCUCCUUUAACCCUGUCAAAGUCCACAGCUCCUCCCUUGAAGCUUAAGAGCCAUGACGAAGAUCCGACUCUGCUCUUGUUGAGGCUAUACAAAAGUCAACUACUAAGGUAGACAGUUUUGGUGAGCAGCUAACAGAGAACUCAGUUAUCGCUAAGCUUUUUGAAAUGAAUGCUGCCGCAAAAGUAAAAUUCAAGCACAGGAGAAAGAAGUACCCGGUCAAGUAAAAUGAUUUGAUGCUGAGAGGUCUGUUUGAUCAGACUGCAGAGCUCGACAACACCAAACAUUUCACACUCUUCUGAUCAGCCGAACUCUUCUCCAUAGAUAACUGCAUGAUGUUAAAGUUAUUCCAUGUCACUGCGCUUCCUGUAAACUGUAAUAACUUGUGUUUAUUUAGCUUCAUAUCUAAGACGGAGACAGACUCCACCCUGGGCUGGGAAACCUUGAGCUCAGGUGUUAGAUCCUCGGUGCUGCAGGUAAAAACAUGAAGGAAACAUGAGGCUGCCAUGUUAUAUCAGGACGUCCCCUGUAUGACAUCAUCCAGGCCGGUGUUCCUCAAUCCCCGGGCCAUGGACCAGUACCAGUCCGUGAGUCGUUUGGUACCGGGCCACGAGAGUUGAGGCUCGGGUGUGAAAUUUAUGGUUUUCAGGGGUUUUAUCUUUAACUCGGUUUCCCCGGGUCUUUUCCCGUGUUGUAGUUGUGUCUUAUUUUGAAAGAAGUAUUUACGCACUACCAUAGCGACCAGAGAGCAUUAAGAGAGGAGGAUGUUACUCUCAAUGUUGUUGGCGCAUUUCAGGAGGACGCUGCUAAUAAAGUUAAACAAUUACACAGUG